Molecule: messenger RNA, 1089 nt
Organism: Anopheles moucheti
Lineage: Eukaryota; Metazoa; Arthropoda; Insecta; Diptera; Culicidae
Product: CLIP domain-containing serine protease B4-like
Exons: 4
Coding region: 1-1089 (362 amino acids)
Biological process (GO): proteolysis
Molecular function (GO): serine-type endopeptidase activity
Source: RefSeq, a predicted model, not a curated record
AUGGCGUUUGGUGGAGCGAGCCUGCAGCGAUGGAGUUUUCUAUUGGUCAGUCUUGUGUGGUGGACAGAGCAAAGUGUAACAGCGCUCGGAUUGGGUCAAAGCUGUACAAAUCCUGUAGGAAAAUCGGGCAAGUGUAUCCUUUUCCGAGAUUGUCAACCGCUCGUCAACAUCUACAAUAAACACAUUAUUACGCCACAGGAAUCAGAUUUUAUCUCACAGAGCCGGUGUGGAUUGUUACAACGGAAAUCAUUGGUAUGUUGUGCAGCAUCCACCCAGAUUUCUUCACUACCAAAAUCUCCGUAUUGCGGCGUACAAAUGUCCGAUCGUGUAUAUGGUGGUCAGGCUACAAAGAUCAAUGAGUUUCCAUGGACGGCGUUGAUUCAGUAUCGGAAUCAGGACGGAAGCUUUAAGUACCGCUGUGGAGGAUCACUUAUCAAUGAGCGGUAUGUUGUUACUGCUGCUCAUUGCGUCAAAUCGACUAGUUCUGAUUGGAUGGUCUAUCGUGUACGCCUUGGUGAGUGGGAUUUGACGACGGCCAAUGAUUGUCAGGAAGGCUUCUGUUCCAAAACACCGAUCGAUAUGGAGAUUGAGAAGAUCGUUUACCACAGAAAUUACGUCCUAAAAGAUAACAAAGCAAUGAACGAUAUUGCGUUGAUUCGUUUCACCCAAUCGGUUAAGUACUCGGAAACAGUACGAUCAAUUUGUCUACCGUUGAGCGAAUCGCUCCGUAAUCGUAAUCAUGUCGGACUGCCAAGUUUUGCUGUCGGUUGGGGUAAAACGGAGGCAGAAACGGCGAGUGAGGUGAAGAUGAUGGUCGAGUUGAACGUCACAAACUGGCAAGAGUGUGAACGAAUUUAUCAAGAGAAAGGAGAUUCGCUUAAAACCACGCAUAUGUGCGCUGGAGGAGUGCGUGGCAAGGACACAUGCAGCGGUGAUUCGGGCGGUCCUCUGAUGCGUCAAAUUGCUGGUGCAUGGUAUCUGAUCGGUGUGGUCAGCUAUGGACCUACAAAAUGCGGCACAGAUGGUGUACCAGGUGUAUAUACAAAUUUAGCAGAGUUUGUUGAUUGGAUUCGGGACAAUAUCUACUAG